AUGGGAAAGCUGAUCGUAAGCUUCUCAAAGCUUCCGGCACUGAUAUUGGCAAAAAAAAAUUAUGUUUUCAGACUUAUCGCUCAAGUCUGCAGUUAUGAUCCAUCUUCAGGAUUACUUAUGAUUAGAGAAAUUUCAGAUAAGCCGAACAGUACCGAUACCAAGGAGUGGACGGUUGAUAUUAAUUACGCCUUACAGGAGAUUGAGUGCGACUGUGUCAAUUUUCUUCCCGGCACAGUUGUGAAUAUUGAUGCCGUUUAUAGGGAAAGUGAUAAGCUGCUCAUUGCUAACGAUAUUUACGAACUGAAGCAGCCAGAACUCGUUUUACAGAACAUGGAUACAUUGAAAGAACUAGAGGAUCUUUGA
Molecule: messenger RNA, 363 nt
Organism: Brettanomyces bruxellensis
Lineage: Eukaryota; Fungi; Ascomycota; Pichiomycetes; Pichiales; Pichiaceae
Exons: 1
Coding region: 1-363 (120 amino acids)
Biological process (GO): telomere capping
Cellular component (GO): CST complex
Molecular function (GO): single-stranded telomeric DNA binding
Source: RefSeq, a predicted model, not a curated record